AUGUAUUAUUUAGAAGAUUAUUUAGAAAGUAAGUUUAAUUGUUAAUGUUAAAUAUUUGCCUACAUUGAUAAUGAACUGAUAAAUUUACCUAUGUUCAAAUGUUUUCUUAAAGAACUAGAAUGCUUACCAGAAGAAAUAAAAAAAAACUUGAUGAAAUUAGGCGAAAUGGACCACAAUGUAAUAAGUAUGUCAUAGAAUCUUUUUUAUCUAUCUAUUAGAAUAUUAAUAGUGAAUUUUUUAAUCUAUUCAUUGGUCAAUUGAUUAAUUUAUUCAAUAAUCUAAAUCAUUUUAUAUUGCCUAUUUCGUUGUAAAUAUUUCUCGUAUAGUACCUACAUCUACAUUGAUGGUAUAAACGAAUCAAAAAUACAAGAUGUACAAUUAAAAUGUCAUUUACAUGUUAAUUGUCUUGCAUAAUAAAAUUCAGUAUUACUACUUGAUACAAGAUAUAUUAAGUUAGAACAAGUUUUAGAACACAUCUCUUACUCAAAUAUAAAAUUUAAGAAAUACUGAUAUAGAUCAGUUUUUCCAAACUUAUAGGCCACAAAAUAUUUUUGAUGGAAGCAAUGUUGAUAAACUAAUGAGGAAAAUAUCUUGAUUAUAUUUAAAUAAAUUAUCAAUUGCAUUGAAUAGAUGUUUUUGAAAAAACAUUUGUGACAAUUUUCAAUGAUAGAAAAACUUAUCAUUAUUUUCAUUUCAAAGUUGAAUUCCAAUGCUCUUCUUGAAACUUAGAUUUUAAAACUUUUUUUAUAAUAACACUUAUGAAAAUAAAUUUAAAAUGAAACUACUGUAGAUUCUUUUUAUGUCAAACGUCUAUCUUAAAUUUUGUGUUAUCUAAAACUACACUGAAAUCCCCUUGAAACUACCAUUAUAAACUCAAUAGUAUUUUACUCUUGGUAACAUGAGUAUACAAAUAUUUUUAUUAUAAUAAGAACAGCAAAUUGUACAUUACAUUUCGUAAUGUAAUUGUGAUUGCAGAGUUGGUAUUCAAUAUUUGUAAUUCUUUGUACAAUAUAGUGAAAUGGAAAAUAAGCGUAAAUUAAAUGUCCAUUCAAUUUCGGACAAUGUUCGUUUAAUAGGUAGACAUAGUUGAAAAAGGUGACUGUAAAAAUGUCAAAUUGCUAAUGAAUUCAAUAUUCCACCAAAUACAUUAUUGCCAUUAUAAAACUUAACAUUAAUGGAACAAUUUUAUUUGUAAAACAAACUUUAAUGACAGUUUUUUAAAAAAUUAAUUAAUUAAUUAUUGCAGUUCAUUGAUCUGUAUUAGGGUUAAAAUUUUAAUGUAACUCGAUAUUUCAAACUUUUUUCUGUUCCCCUUGAGAUUUGACAUUACGAGAAUCUAAUGUUUUAUGCAUUUUUGCUGUGUAUGUAAUGAAUAUCCAAUCCAGAACUUUCAUUAAAUGAGAUAAUAAAACUAUUACUUUUCCCUAUCUACAUGGGUGGAUAGACUUACCAAGAAGUUGAGAAUUUCUUAGUGUCCCUCCCCUCUGAUGGGCCCCCAUUAUUUUACUAUUGAUGUUUUGUAUUUUAUUUUCAUUUUGCAAUAUUUCACAUAAUUAGCUAUUCAUUGUUUAGUAUAAAAUUAAAUAAUAAAAAUGCAUUAAUAUAGGUAUUAAUAUAAUACCUAUUACUUUAAUUAUUUAUUAAUAACAGAGCUAUAAUUUAUAUGCAACAGCAUGUUUUUUUGCGACUUCUGAUUAUUGAUUUUGUCAGUAAUUUCCACAAAUCGCCUCAGGAUGAGAUAAAUGGUGGCGUUUUUAUUUUGCAUGUUUUUGCAUAUUUUGAAUAAAAUGCAUAUUAUUGCAUAUAUUGAAUAUUUUGAUUAUAAGAAUUUCAAAAAUGCAUGUUUUAUAGUAUUUUAUAUUUAAUUUUAGCCCUUCUGAUUUUUGUCAAACAUAAAUUUUAUUUUUAUAAAUAAAAUCCUAUGGUAUAAUAGGUAUGCAAUAAAAUAUUGAAUAGUUUGAUGGAGAAAGACUUCAUGAAAAUUUACAGAUUAUAAUAAAUGCUAGUAAUCGACUUCUUGAGUGUAACUGAAGAGUCGCAGAUAAAGUUAAAAACGAAAUCCUUGGUUUUACAAAAAAAAAAGGAUUUAAAACUCUAUAAUCAAUAAAUAAAAUAUUAAAUGGCGAAUCAGAGAAGGACAAUUUCAGUUGUAAUUUAACACCAGGACAAAUUUCUUUAUUUAAAUAUGCGCCAAUUACAUUAUGUGAAGUUGAACGGAGCUUUAGUUAAUAUAAAUCAAUACUACGAUCCAAUCACCUAUCAUCUAUAUUUUAAUAUAAAAAAAUAUGAUGUAGCAUGUAAUACACAUAUUUCCACUAUUGAAUGUGAAUUAUAAAUUUUAUUUCCAAAUUAUUUUAUUUUAUUUUAUUUCUCAACUAUAUUAUAUUAAGAUAAACAGCCAAUCGCUGAUGUAUUUCAAUAAAUAAAUAUUUUUUUUGUAGCUAUAUUUUUGUGUUUAUCCUAUAUAAAUUUAAAUACAUAUUUUUGCAUAUUUUAGUAAACAAAAUGUAUAUUUUAAAAUUUUUUAUUGCAUACAAAUCCUAGCCAUGAUUAUUACUAUUGUUAAUAUAACUGUAUUAAACCAUUAUGGAAUAGUUACCUAAUUUUUUUUUUCUUUUAGUGGGACCUCCACACCUAACAAAGAGUAAAUUUGUGUGUCCUCAUUACAAAAAUAUUUGGAAACAUUGUUUUAUAUAUAUUUAAUAUUAUUACGUAGACUUUUUUAUUUAAUUUAAUGUAAACUAAAUUUUAAAAAGUAUUCUUAACAAAAAAAAAAAACUUAUUGAAUAAAAAAUUAGAAUUGAUGAAAUUAGAGGUAUAAUAAACUAACAGAGUUGUUACUUCUUACUUAUAUAUUUUUUACCCAAUUUAUUUCAGCAUCUAUGGAUAAUAUUCGUAAAAGAGUGGAUAUUUUGUUUUCGAAAGCAGACCAUAUAGAUCCACAAGAAUUCGAAACAAAUUUUCAGGCUAUUAUGUCUGAUGGGAGUAAAACUGUUGAAGAAUCCGGUAAAUAUAUUGUUUUUAUUUAAUGAAAAAAAAUGUAUAAAGAUUAUAUUAUAUAAUUUUAAAUUUCAAUCUUAGAUGCAAAAAUUCAGCUGGCUGACCAAAUGCAAGAACUCAUGACCAAGUACAUUGGGCGAUUAGACCAAGAAAUACACAAAUUCAAAAUGGAAAUGGAAGCUGAUUAUAGUGGUAUUACUGAACUUAUUGAAAAAAGUGAAUAUAGAGUUGAAUACUACCACAAUAUUUUUUUUAAUUAUAAUUUUUAAAUACCUUUUAUGUUUAGGAAGUUUAGAUUCAGAGCAGAGCAAUGUUAAAUAUCCCUCACCAAAAAAAGGUCAGCUGAACAGACGUCUCUUUGGAGGUAGGUAGUUUAAACAUUUAGCUUUUAUCCAGCUACAUUCCUUGCACCUUUCUAUGGUUCCUGCAUUUAAUAAUGUAACAUUUGCAGAUUUUUUAAAUGAUCAUUUCAUUUACUUUAAAACCUAUUUUAACAUAAUUAUAUUAUCACCAUUAUUUUAUUUAAGAUGAAUACAAUAUUAUUUUUACACUAUUAUAUUGCAUUAUUCAUUUACUUAGAGUUACAAAAUAUGUUUUUAUUCUAUUUAUUUGACUAAUUUGCUCUAUUGAACUCAUUGUCAGUGUAUUAUAAUUUAUCAUUUGUAGAUCGAGUAUAUCAAAGAAACUAAUAGUUUUGCUAAGCUGUUUGUAUGUUUUUUUGUCUUGGUAAAUACUUUUGCAAUUAGUGAAAAUUCUCAGAUUGUUUCAUAAAGUACCUCAAAAGAUGUGAAAUUUCUGUCCAGUGUUUUUUAAAAUAUUUAUUAAAAUGUUCAACAGUUCAAUGUAAAUUGUUAUUGUUCAAUAUUCAGGUGUUAAUUGAAGUUAAAUUUUUUUAGUAGUUUCAUUUUUUAUGGCAAAUCACACACUUAUAUAAAGAAAUUUGAAUAAUAUACAUUUAAUAAUAUUAUAAAAAUAAGUUACCUUUAGGUAGGUAAGUUAAAUUAUACAAUUAUUGUAAAAUAGAAUUAUCUCGGAGACAAUCUUUUCUAUUAUUAAUUAUUUAUUUUCUAUACAUUAUUAAUAAAUUACUAAAAUUUGAAUACAAACUCAAAUUAAUUUAAUAUCAGUAGUUAUAUGUGUUUUUUUUAAAAAAAAUCUAACAUUACUUAUUUGGAUUUUUAUAAAAAUGUUAAAUACUAAUUAUAAAUUGCAUGUAUUUUUUUUUUAUUUUGUGUUGUAGAAAAGAAAAGAGAAAUAUAUAACAUUAGCCUGCAUAAAGAAAAAUCAAUAGUUUCUAGUUCUACUAGUAAUAUAGAUGUAACACAGUCUUCACAAUAUUAUCCGAAUCCUAUGCACACUCUUAUGACUUUACCUUACUCCUUGGGACGAAAUAAACCUUGUAGUACUGUUACAUCCCAAACAAUUAGUGAUGCUCAACAGGUAUUUUGAAGAAAAAUAUAUAUAUUUAAAAUAUCACAAAGAAAUAUUAAAGUUUUUGGUUUCCCACUUUGAUUAUUUACAUAUAUUUAUGUAUAUGUAUUUGAAUUGAGUUUUAGUAAAAAAAAAAAAAUCAAAUUACUUAACAAUCUUUGUUAAAUUUAUAUAUUUAUUUUAAAUGAAAUAAUUUUUUUCUCUUUAUUAAUAUUAAUGUUAAAUUAUACUUGUUUUAGCUUCCUGGAAGGUUUAGUGUGAAUAGUUCAGAAGCGUCUAUAGAAACCUUUAGCCCUGAAAUAUCAUUUGGAAGUCAAAUAGGAACUGUUACUGACGUAUUGUUUCCAGAAUUAUGUUGUGAUGAAUUAUCGAAGACUGAACACAAUAGGUUACAUUAAUAUUAUAACAUAAGACCAAUAUUAGUGUUUUAAUUAAUAAUUAGGUACAUAAUAUUUUUUUGGGGAAUUUUAAUUACUGUAGCCAGGAAGAAAUGGGAAAUUUAACUAUGCUAAUGGAUGGAGACACAAGUAUUACAAGUGAUGUAGAUGAAAUUCGUUACUGUACAUGUAAUGAUGUAGCUUAUGGUGCAAUGGUUGCCUGUGAUAACAAAAUGGUAAUUAAAUAAUUAAUAUUUAGGGCUGUGAAUUUGUAAGAAAAUGUAUUUGUUUGUUUUAACUGACUGUGAAGCUUUCUAAGUAAAUUUGAAUGAUAUAACAACAAAUUUAUUUAUGAAACUUUUAUUUUCCAUUUUUUAACAGUUUUAAUUUUCAAGAUUAUUUUUUGGAUUUGUUAAGUCAUAUUUUCCUUUUUAGUCAAACAGUUUAAUCAAAUUUUAAUAAUUAACAUUUUAACACACAUAUUUUUUUGUUUUACUCAGGCCGUACUAUUUGAUGUGUAUACAUCAAAUUUACAUUUUAUAAAAUAAUAUUUUAUACAAGCUAUAUAGUUUAUACUGGUUAGGUAAAGAUAAAGAUUUGAUAAAAUAAGACAAUAUUGCAGAAAUAAACUAAUUUAACAUUCAAAUUCGAUCAACAUUUUUAUAAUUUUUUUUUUAUUAAAUAAAUAGAUGUGUCAAAAUAAAAUAUAAAUUAAAUUAAAUUGAAACCGAUUUUAAGUGCAUUUUUAAGGUUUUUUACUGUAUUAAAUUCACAGUCCUAUUCAUAUUACAUAAUAUUAUGUCAUAUAUUUAAUUAUUUAAUACUUACCUGUGUAGUGCCCAUAUGAAUGGUUUCAUUAUAAAUGUGUUGGUAUCAAAACUCCCCCAAAAGGCAAAUGGUAUUGCUCCAAGUGUAAAAAAACAUCAACAAAGGCUCAAAAAGUACUAAAAUCUAAGAGUACAUCAAGAGUAUUGGAAUAA
Messenger RNA from Cinara cedri, 5788 nucleotides. The record is from the annotation of a GenBank genome assembly. NCBI's taxonomy places the organism in Eukaryota, Metazoa, Arthropoda, Insecta, Hemiptera, Aphididae.